This is a messenger RNA of Oikopleura dioica, 1245 nucleotides long. Lineage: Eukaryota; Metazoa; Chordata; Appendicularia; Copelata; Oikopleuridae. The record is from the annotation of a GenBank genome assembly.
AUGGUCUCCAGAAUGGCGAAUAAAAGCAAGGACGAGAAGGAUUCAGAGAUAAAACUCGGCGAGUUUUACACUAUUUCCAGGCGGAAUACGGGACUCACGAAGACUUUUGUUUUAGAAAAACGGCUGAACACUAUCACGCAGCGAUUUGAAUACUACGUUCAUUAUGAAAAUCUCGACCGACGACUUGACGAGUGGAUCGAUGCGGAGAAGCUCGAGCAAGAAAUUAAAGAUUCCAAUGUGGCAUCGUCAAACGAUCAGCAAGAAGAGUCGAUGGUGACGAGAAACAAGAAGAGGAAAUACGACGAGAUCAAUCAUGUCUCGAUGCCUCUGUCUGACAUGGAUCCCGCCACUGCCGCGCUGGAAAAGGAACACGAGGCGAUUACCAAGAUAAAAUACAUAGACCGCAUCCAACUCGGCCGGUACGAGAUUGACUGCUGGUACUACUCCCCUUAUCCUGAAGUAUUCGGAAGGACGCCAAAGCUCUACAUCUGUGCCUUUUGCCUCAAGUACAUGAAGACCAAGAAGUCUUACGCCAUCCACAAGCGAAGAUGUUCACGCCGCAAUCCUCCUGGAUAUGAAAUUUACAGACAGGAAACCGGAAAUGAAAAAUUAGCAAUAUUCGAAGUCGACGGGAACCAUGAUAAAGUCUACUGCCAGUGUUUAUGCCUUGUCGCCAAGCUGUUUCUCGACCACAAAACGCUUUACUUCGACGUUGACCCCUUCUAUUUCUAUGUUCUUACCAAGUCCACGCCUGAGGGCGCUGAAAUCAUCGGAUACUACAGCAAGGAAAAACAGUCCGAUGAGAACAACAACCUCGCUUGCAUUCUUACCUUCCCGCCUUAUCAACGCCAGGGCUAUGGAAAACUUCUUAUCAGCUUUAGCUACGAGCUGUCCAAACGCGAAGGACAAGUUGGAUCGCCGGAGAAGCCCCUCUCAGAUCUCGGCCGCCUUUCCUACCGAUCCUACUGGACCUAUGUGCUGCUUGAAAACUUGAAAGAUUACCGCGGGCAAAUUACGAUCGCCGAUUUGAGCGAGAACACUUGCAUCUCGCGGGACGACAUCAUUUGGACGCUCCGCUCGCUCAAUCUUGUCAAGUACUGGAAGGGCGAUCACGUGAUCUGCGUCUCCCCCAAGCUGCUCGAGGAUUUCGUGGCAAGCCCAAGCUUCAAAAAGCCAAAAAUGCUGUGCGACCAGACUUGUAUCAGAUACACGCCUCACGGACGACGCCCAAGAGAGCUCAAUUGA